CGCGAGGAGGACGCCGCCCUCCUGGGCCCCCUCCAGCUCUUCCCCCCCCAACGGCUCCAUCGACCUCAUGUACUUCCCCUACUACGGCAAGAGAGUCCACGUGAGCGACACCCCCGACACCCCCCGAGACCCCCGGGGGGGCCCCGAGACCCCCCAACACCCCGGGAGCCCCCAGCGCGAGGAGGACGCCGCCCUCCUGGGCCCCCUCCAGCUCUUCCCCCCCAACGGCUCCAUCGACCUCAUGUACUUCCCCUACUACGGCAAGAGAGUCCACGUGAACUACACGCAGCCGGUGGUGGCCGUGCAGUUCCCCAACGCCACGGCCAACGUGGAUCACCACGUGGAGUGUCGGCUCAACGCCGCCGGCCUCCGCACCGACGACGAGCGCGACAAGUUCGCCGGGCGCGUCGCCUUCCGCCUCCGCAUCAACCGCGACUGACC
Neopelma chrysocephalum (saffron-crested tyrant-manakin) is the source of this 441-nucleotide messenger RNA. RefSeq names its product sodium/potassium-transporting ATPase subunit beta-2-like. The record is from RefSeq and is a predicted model, not a curated record. Gene Ontology annotation, cellular component: sodium:potassium-exchanging ATPase complex. Gene Ontology annotation, biological process: potassium ion import across plasma membrane; sodium ion export across plasma membrane; intracellular potassium ion homeostasis. Gene Ontology annotation, molecular function: ATPase activator activity. NCBI's taxonomy places the organism in Eukaryota, Metazoa, Chordata, Aves, Passeriformes, Pipridae. The transcript is spliced from 3 exons. The annotation marks the transcript as partial.